Porites lobata is the source of this 839-nucleotide messenger RNA. Lineage: Eukaryota; Metazoa; Cnidaria; Anthozoa; Scleractinia; Poritidae. The record is from the annotation of a GenBank genome assembly.
AACAUUCAUCACCGGCUUUUAUUUCAGGAUCCAAAGAAACCAUCUGCUCAUAUCGAGGCUGUUUACAAGAGAGAGGUCCUCUACCCAGCCAACACAGGUACUUCAGUUCACUGUUUUACUAGUUCACGGCAGGCUACUGCUUUUUUUAAUUUUGUAUUUUGUCUAGCGAGAAAUUCGAACGGAUAGUUUAUCCUCAUAAAGUUUCGAUGAUUUACAACACAGACCUCAGAAAAAAAAAUACAAUAACAAGUAAGUUUAGCUUCUUCGAGCAUCGAGGAAAGAGGAGGAUUUGAAUCAAGAGGAUUUGUAAUCAUCAAGGCUGAGUUUUUCAAAGAAGGAUUAAGUUAUGUACUUACGCUGAAGAUAAGAACUAUAGAUGCAACCGACGGUAAUUGAGGUAAGGGGUGGGGUUACAAGAAAAUUUUCGAAAAUUUCCCACGCAUGGUCACGCGCAUCUCCCAAACCACUUAGAGUGUAUGUUUAUACCUUGCUUCUUAGUGAUCAAGGACUGGUCGCUCAGUGCUCCGUACAGCCAUCUUGCAGGCGGUAUGAAGUACUACAACGGAAAACUGACGGUGCCUACCCCCGGACGGUAUUACAUCUACGCUCAAAUUUACUACCACAACAAUGGGAGGGUUUUUGUUAAUGUAAACAGCAAAGCCAUUACCAUGAUGCAACCGCCAAUAAGUGUUAAUCACCAUGGUAGCUUGUACGCUGGUGGGGUGUUCUACCUGAAAGCUGGUGAUGAAAUCACCUUGAGCAUCGACAGUUAUCCAAAUAACGUCGCCAAGAUAUACAUGGCCACCUACCACAGUUACUUUGGCGCAUUUCUGAUUUAA